CCCUCCCUCUCUCUCUCCCCGCUCUCCUCCGUCUCCUCCGGGCUGCUAACUUCUCGUCGACGCACCACUUGGCUUCAGUUUGUUUUGGACUGCAUACGGAGACGCGGAGAAGACAUGGCUUUCCUUCUGCUGCUCUUUCUUCAGGUCUGCCUGUUGCACGGGAGCGUGUUCGCCAAGGUAGAGCUGUCUAUGCAUGAGAGCGUUGAGGUGUACAUGGGUGACAUGGCUGAGAUCAUCUGCCAGUACAACUUUACUGACACUGACAACGAGCACGGCUUUUACAUCCAGUGGUUUGUGAAGGCUGUACAUGACCGCUCACGGACGCGGAUCUUUUAUGGUGAUGCCAGCACACAAGUGGUUGAUAAUAACACGGACUACAGCGGCCGCAUUACAGUGGUUUGGGACCAGAAGGAAACGCGAGUCACAAUCCAGAAUGUCAAACUCUCUGACGAGCGGGAAUUCUUCUGCCAGGUUAGCGGGCUGGCUGCUGGGAAUGCUGAGGGCAAGACCCACCUCAGAGUGUUUGCUCCUCCAGUUGCUCCAGUGAUUGAGGGUGUCCUUACUGGAGUAUCUGUGACUAACGACAUGCUAUCUAAGGUCGCGUCAUGUGAGACACGAAAUGGCUUCCCUAAACCCAACAUCACCUGGUACAGGGACGGCGAACGACUGAUGAAUGAACCAGGACGUGUGAACCUGUUGAUCCUGAGCACUCUGGAGUCCAGUGGCUUCUACAGCGUCCAGAGCACAUUGAACUACAAGGUGGUAAAGGAGGACAAGGAUGCCCAUUUCUCCUGCGAAGUCAGCUUCUUUGUGCCGGGAGCUAUCAGGACAGUCGAGUCCCAAAGCAUCAACAUCACUGUUCAUUACCCCACCAGCAUGGUGGAGCUUUGGAAGGAGUCGCCCAAGGGCUUGGUCAAAGAGGGGGAUACUGUGGAGCUACGUUGCCAGGGUGAUGGCAACCCCCCACCGCCCUUCACUUUCAACAAAGUACAAGAGCCUGAUGUGGAUUUGGAGAGCAGCGGCGAUGUGCUGAUCCUGUCCUCGGUGUUGCGGAAAGAUAGUGGCAUCUACCAGUGUCGCCCUCUGGACAUCGAUGGCAGUAUGGAGGUCAAAGGAGAAGUGUUGCUCACUGUGCAUUACUUGGAUACAGCUGUUGUGGUACCCAAAGACUCAGAGGUAAUGCUCAUAGGAGAAGAUUUGACUGCAACCUGCAACGCUCUGUCCUCCCUCCAUACAUCCACUGUCUGGUACAAGGAUGGGAAGCAGGUGGGUCAGGGGAACACGUUGCACCUGCACGACGCCACCUAUGAAACAAGUGGAGUGUAUAAAUGUGAGGUGACCGUGCUCUCCCUGCCUGCCCUGCACACCAGCGGCUCUGUUGAAAUCAUCGUCCAGGGUGGUCCCCAGCUGCUGGGUGUGGAGCAGAAGGUCCAGCUGGAGGAAGUGGAAGGCAGGAUGGUGAACCUGAGCUGCGAGGCUCUGGGCUAUCCACUGCCAAGCAUCUCCUGGAACAUCACUGGCAGCCAGAACUGGCAUGAAGUGGUGAGCAAGGCAAAUGAGCACAUGACUCACAGCACGGUGUCGGUCAAAGUCACCUCGGACAUCAGCGCUGUGUGCAACGCGUCCAAUGACAUGGGCACUGAAGUCAAGGCUUUCAGCAUCAAAGCCAUUCCCAGGGUCACCACAACUCUUCCCUUCUCUCCUGCAGAGGGCAGUGGGGUGAUCAUAGUCGUCAUCAUACUGUGUCUGCUGCUGCUGGCCUUCCUUGGCAGUGUAAUCUACUUCCUGCACAAGAAGGGAAAGAUCCCCUGUGGACGCACCGGCAAGCAGGAGAUCACCAAAGAGAAGACCACCAAAGAUGACAUUGUAGUGGAGAUGAAGACCAACACAAAGAAUGAGGAAGCUGUCCUCCUAAAGGCUGUCAAUGGAGACAAAAAGGGCCCUAACAACCAGCCCCUGUGAGGAUGUGCAGCAGACAGCGGGAAACAUGAAGCCAGCGGUGGGCGUGUGUGUUGGAACAGCAGAGGCGGGAGAUGCUCCCACUGACCUGAGGCCUGCGGGGUAACACCACCUCACAGUCCGGACGUUUGACCCACCGUGCUUUGUUCACAGCAGUAUUCAGAAGAUCGACACAGAGCCACACUCAUAUACACACACACACACACACACACACACACACAGAGAUGUAUAUACAGAUCUGUAUUUUCUUUUGAGUGAAUGUUUUCUUCCAUUCAUUAGUUUUGUAGUAUUUCCUGAAACUGUGUUCAGCUCUGGUUGUUCAGUGUGUAUGA
Archocentrus centrarchus (flier cichlid) is the source of this 2291-nucleotide messenger RNA. RefSeq names its product melanoma cell adhesion molecule a (gene mcama). The transcript is spliced from 16 exons. Lineage: Eukaryota; Metazoa; Chordata; Actinopteri; Cichliformes; Cichlidae. Bases 115 to 1962 code for a protein of 615 amino acids. Gene Ontology annotation, cellular component: plasma membrane. Gene Ontology annotation, molecular function: laminin receptor activity. The record is from RefSeq and is a predicted model, not a curated record.